CAGAUUUUUCUAAAUAUUAUGUAUUAUUUAAGAAAAAAUGUUACAAUAAUUAAAAAUGAUUGAUGUGAUUUUGGAUGACCAAGAAAUAAAAUCAACUAUCAAUUUUAAAAAAUCAGAUUCUGAAGAUGAUUCAGAUACAAUGCAACUUUUUGAACUUCCAAAAAGAAAAGUAAUUAGACCACUCUCUUCAGCUACAAAAAGAAAACUGAAAGAACGUCAUUAUUAUUCAAAAACUAUACAUCAAUGUUUGAAGGUGAUUUGCAGUUGGGCGACGCCAUUUCUUAUCGCUUUGUUUAUUGUUUCAACUAGCUUAUGUUUAAUGUUUCUAUUGUCUGGUAUAACUAGCAUGAAGCAAGAACUAAAUUUGCUUCAAAUAAGACUGAAAAACGCUGACAAUAUCCAAUCAGAGAUUAACAUAAAAAAUGAGCAGUUGCGCAAGGAAUAUUCUGAUAAACUUUUUGUUGUUGACCAAUAUAAAAUUGCUUUUAAUGGUUUAGCUGAUAAGAUCAAUACUUUUACAUUCAAGAUUGAUGCUCUUAAUAACUCCAUUAUUCAAACACGUGCAAGCGUCUCUUCUCCAUUGUUAAACCAGGUGGCAUUAAUUAUAAAUGAUGUUGAUACAUUAAAAACAGGGAUGGCUGACACUGGAUCUAAAAUUGAGCAAUUAACUGCUACAAGUAAAGCAUUUGAUAAAAGUCUUGGAGAAUAUAGUAGUAUGCUAGAAAUGUUUAAAGCAGAAAUAUUUAAUUUAACUGUUUCUUUAAAUCAACUCAAAAGUUUGUCACAGAUUUUUCUUGGAGAAGAAAAAUCUGGAGAAGAAAAACCUGCAACGCACAAAGAACUCAAAAGUGCUCUUGAAGCACUAAGUCAAUACCAGAUAGAUCUGAUUCAAAAUAAUACAAAGUUCUUUAAGAAGGAAUUAGAAAUUCUCAAUAAAAGUUGUAUAGAUUUGGUAAAUGUUUUUACAAGUCAACAGGUUUCUCCAUCCAACAAUGAAGACUUUACAAAGCUAGAUAUAAGAAAAAAUGUAACAUUGGUAUCUAAAUUUUCGAAUCAAAAUAUUAACACUACGAAUUUGGAAAAUGUUACAGACAAGGCUAAUUUUCAAACAAUUGAUAAGUUUGGGCUGUUUUUGACGCAAAACAGUCUCAAAAACUUACUUUCACCAGAACGUGUAAACUUAUUGACUCACUCACAAAGUGAAAGCAAAGAAGAUGUAUCAAAUAAACAAAGUGAAGACGCAAUAGAUUUACAAAAAAUACAAAGAGAAAAUCUACCAAAUGCGUAUAGUAAAAAUUUAGAUUUACAAAAAUCACGUGAAGAUUCUCUAGAUUUACCGUUUACCUCAUUUUCAUUAUCUAAAGAUGAAAAGCCAGAAAAUCCAAAAAAUAGACAGCUAGUUAAUGAAGAACGUGCAUUAAAACUUUUAUCUGAAGUAGUUGAGGAACAUUCUAAGUUGGAAGAUGAUGAACACACAAAGUUGGUUAACACACCAUUUUGAUAAGCACCCGAAUUUGGAAGAUGUAAAUUAAGCUUUAGUGGCGAUAUUUUAUAAUUUUUUCCUAUUUUUUAGUAAAUAAUAAUUAAAAAAAUGUAUAUUUAAUAAUUUUUUGAUUUAUUUUUAAACUAUUUUUAAUUUAAAAAUGAUAUUAAUUUAUUUUUAAUUAUUUCAAAAAUUUUCGGUGGCAUAGUAAAGAUCUUAAAAAAAAAAUUUCAUUAUUUUUGUAAAUGUGACAAAAAAAUUAAAAUAAUUCUUUCCUGUGUUCACGUGACAGAAUUGAAGUCAAAACUAAAUAUUUUGAUUACUUGCAAUUCUGUUAAAAUUAAUAAUUUUUUUAGAUUUUUGAUUCAUUUAAGACAUUACAUAUUUUUAUUAUUUGGAGCACAUUUUUCGCAACCUUUAUUCGUUAAAUUUUUAAAACUGAAUUAAAUUUUUAAAACUGUCAAACAUUCGUUUACUUAUAACAGGUAUUUGAUUCUUUUAUGUUAUGAAUUUGUUUUGUACGGAAAGUUUAACUUUAAAGCAACUUGAACUCAUGUUUUGUAACUUGGAAAUUUUUUAAUUGUUUUUAUUUUGAUUGCAAAAAAUGAUUCUUAUUUUUGCAUUUAAAAAAAAUAUUGUUGCUUUGGUUUUAUUUUUAUUGCGGAUUUUAUUUGCAUUUAUUUUCGAUUGUAAAAUGUUAAUUUUUAUAGUUUUUUAACUCAUUUACUUUAUAAUGUAACUAUUAAUUAUAUAAUUUAUGAUUUAUUUUUUUUGCAGAAUAUUAAUUUCACUUGAGAAUAAAAGCAGAAUAUUAUUUUUGAAAUAAAACAAACAAAAUAAAAAAA
Hydra vulgaris (swiftwater hydra) is the source of this 2328-nucleotide messenger RNA. RefSeq lists its product as uncharacterized. NCBI's taxonomy places the organism in Eukaryota, Metazoa, Cnidaria, Hydrozoa, Anthoathecata, Hydridae. The record is from RefSeq and is a predicted model, not a curated record.